Ectocarpus sp. CCAP 1310/34 is the source of this 1098-nucleotide messenger RNA. The record is from the annotation of a GenBank genome assembly. Lineage: Eukaryota; Phaeophyceae; Ectocarpales; Ectocarpaceae.
CUCUCCACUCUUCACCUCCCCACAGCGCAGCAGUUUACCAACCCACAGAGCCCACACUCCGCUGUACAAAGGUGUUUUACGCGACGACUGGAAGACGAUGCAGUACUGGAAGCCCGGAGAGAAGAGGCCGGGAGGCGGAGAGGGAGGUGGCGGGCCAGCAGGCGACGGCGGAGGGAGUGGGUCAGACCGCGUGAGCGACGGGCAAGGACGGACAGAUAGCAAGAAGCGGGUGGACAAGAGCAGGAGGGAUGAAGGCGGAAGGGGGAGCACCGACAAAGGCAACAGAAGAAGCAGUGAAGGCGCGAAGAAGAGGGUGAGGAAGGGGAAAGGCAAGGAGAGGCACAGCACCGGCAGCGGGUUGGGAGGCAUCAAGGGGGAAGUGUCGCGGGCUGCCUCUAAGCCGCCAGUCGCUGGGCCGUCACAGGGCCUGCUAGCGAUGAAGUUCAUGCAGCGCAAGGCACAGGCGGACGAGGCUCAGAAGCAGCGGCAGGAAAAGAGAGAGAAGCUGGAAAGCGAUUUUAGCUCCUCCUACGCGAAACGGCUCAAGGCGGACAAGGACACCGGGAAAGACCGGCGAAAGGUGCUUAUCUGCCGACGAGACGAGCAAGACCCAGCGCUAGUGGUAGUCGGGAGGAGAUCGUUCGGGGGGUUCAACGUCGUCGCGGAGGCGGCCUACGACGCGUGCAUUCGAGACAUAGAGGCCGGGGAGAGGUUAGGGCGGCCCGGCAGAGGAGAAGAUGCUGGAGGGGAUGGCAUAUCGGACACAGAAAUGGCGGAGAGGCUUGGGAAGAACGUGCGCCACGCUGGCCAGAGAUGACCCCACCAAAGCUAACUAUCGUUCAUCUCGAAGAAGCCAUCAUAGCACCCCUCGCACGGCCCGCUAGUCCUUCGCUUGAGGUUGAAAUCGCCAUAUCGUAGGGAGGGGCGAUUGGGGACCAGCUUGGCGGAAGGAACAUCGCCCGCAACAGUGAACGAGAGUGUUCGCACGUUGCUGGUCAUUGGACAGCAACAAACCCCCCUCGUGAAGGGACUCUCCAAGGCCACCUGCUGAAACUGGUAGCGGCAAGUCACUACAUAUGUACCAGCUGUGUUUCGUGC